Pseudoliparis swirei is the source of this 8581-nucleotide messenger RNA. RefSeq names its product remodeling and spacing factor 1a (gene rsf1a). The transcript is spliced from 18 exons. The coding region runs from base 1 to 4575 and encodes 1524 amino acids. Gene Ontology annotation, biological process: regulation of DNA-templated transcription. Gene Ontology annotation, cellular component: RSF complex. Lineage: Eukaryota; Metazoa; Chordata; Actinopteri; Perciformes; Liparidae. The record is from RefSeq and is a predicted model, not a curated record.
AUGCUUCACUCCCUCCAUUCAUUUCAUUCGCGCACAGUCGCAUCCCAGCAGCGAGCCCUCCCCUCCUGUUUCUCUCCGCCUGGAAAGAUGGCUGCUCCGGUGGUGGCGAGGAGCUCCGGCCCGGCGCUCUGCCCGAGCUUCGCGGAGGUCUGUUCAUUCCUGGAGCGAUUCGGAGCGGUGCUGGGUCUGCCGGAGAUGACUUUCCCGCAGAUGGAGCGGUAUCUGCGGGACACAACGACAGUUCCUAAACCGCUUGUGGACCUCCAUGUGAAGCUGCUCAGAAAACUGGGGAGGUCUGUGACUACUGACCGCUGGGAAAAAUACCUGGCUAAGGUUUGCCAGGAGUUGAACAGUACCUGGGCAUGGGAGCUGGAACAGAAGGGCUACCAGGAGAUGUCCAUGGAGUGCAAGUCAUGCAUCCUCAAAUAUCUCUUCGAGUGUCAGUUCGAUGACAACCUGAAGUUCAAGAUGGCGAUCAAUGAGGAGGAGCCGGAGAAGAUGCGUCUGCAGCCCAUUGGACGGGACCAGCAGGGCCUGAUGUACUGGCUUCAGCUGGACCAGGAGCAGAACAUCCGGCUGUACACGGAGGAGCAGGACGAUCUGGACGGAUCCACUUGGAAGUGCAUCGUCAGGACUCGUAACGACCUGGCCGAGGCGCUGGAGCUGCUGAAGUCUCAGGUUGAACCAAAAGAGGACCAGGAACAGAACCAGAACCAGGCUGGUUCCAGAAGCACCAGCCCUAAAGAGAAAGAUGAAGGGGAUGAGGCCAUUGGCAGCACCAAACCCUCCGGGACUGCCGAGGAACACACGGACUGUGAGAAGUUCGACCCUGUAAAGGAGGAGCAACCCCUGACACAAGUGGUGAAGCUGGAGGAGACGCCGCCCACCAAGCAGGAAAACACCGAGGCCGAGGUGAAGGAAGAGGCGGUCAACUGCACGUCGUCGCCGCCCGUCUUUGACAACCGCGUCAGCACAAUCAUCACCGUCAUCAAGUCGGAAUCCAGGGACGCCGACACCCCCACAAAUGCUGUGUCGGUGGUCAUGGCGCCAGGCGCGGCUGUCGCGAAGCAUGAGACGAACAAGGAAGGGGAGGCGGAGCGGGCGGUCGUCAGGAGCAGCCAGCAGGCCAAGAUGCCACUGAAGAAGAGGGAGCUUAAGAUCGCGGAGAGCUACCACGGCAACCAUCUCAAUAACAGCAUCAACAGCAGUAGCAUUAUUGUUUGCAACCCGUCAGUCAUCAAGGACGGCGGCAAAGAGGGGAAGUUGCCGGGCUCGUUGGCGCCCCCUGGUGGCCUGGCUGCCCCACCACCACCACAGCAGCUGGUGGUCACCACAUCGAAGCAGGAACUGAGCAACGGGAGAGCGUUUCUCCCCAUGCCGCACAAAGAGGGACAAAACGGAGUCAUAGGGGUCAUAGGUCAAGUCGGCGUCAUAGGUCACGUGGGGGUCAUCCGCAGCCCACCCGAGCGCCACAGUACCCCCAGCACCGAGCAGCAGGAACAGAACGGGCCCAGUUUAGACCAGCGGGACUCCAGAGCUGAGCAGGAGGAGAGGGAGGUCAGUCGGCAGUCUGUGUUGGUAAGAAAGGGACCCGUUGAAGGGGAGGUGGCGGCAGCAGCCACUGCUCCUCCUCCUCCUCCUCCUCCCUCUCCUGCGGCCAGAAAACUACCGCCACCGCCAUCCUUAAAAUCUGAUCCGCUUCCUGAAACUGUCGGGAGGAAAGUAGUUUCCGUUAGCCUUUCCCCACUGUCUCUGUCUCUAGAGGAGCCCAAGAGACAGACGGCAGGAGACCUGGGUGAAAAAACGACCGAGGAGCAGUCGGACAGGGGGACGACAACAACUGAACAGAAGGAUGGCGUUGUGGACAAGAGGAGAGGAGAGCUGUCUGGACUUUCUUUGGCCGAAGAAGGAGUUACAGAUGACCAAAAAGAGAAUGAAAGCACUUUAGAAAAGUCUGAUGCCGAAUCUGGGAGCACCGCUCCGCUUCUCAAAGCAGACCCGCAGGGAGACGGGGUCAGCGGCGGGCCGGCGGCCGAGAUGAGGGCAAAGGACGCUGGGCUUGGAUCAGGGGAGCGGAAGACUCCCCUGGAGGAAGCCUCCUCCGAGCUCCAGAAAGAAGGAAUCCGGUUGAAGAUCAAGAUCCCCCCACACCGGAGAAACAAGUUACGGGGGAAGCGGGGAAAGGUGGAGGAGAAGGAGAAGGAGAAGGAGAGGGAGCAGGAGCAGGAGCAGGAGCAGGAGCAGGACGACGGGAGGCUUCUGAGGAGAUCUACAAGGAUUUGCCGAUCUGCUUUGCCAACCUGCAAGCCGAGCUCAAAGGCGGCUGAGAGCCAGAGAAAGAAGCCACACAAAAAACAGGCACUGCCUAGCAGAACGGGGGAGGGAGAGGAGGAGAAGGAGGAAGAAGAGGAUGAAGAAGAGGAUGAUGAGGAGGAGAAGGAGAAGGAGGAGGGAGAAGAGGAUGAUGAGGAGGAGAAGGAGAAGGAGGAGGGAGAAGAAGAAGAGGAAGAGGAGCAGAGUUCAACCGUAAAGAAAGAUGGCAAAACAGAACCAGUUGGACAAAUAAGGAAACAAAAGGGGAAACGGAGGCAUCGGCGCCCUCGAUGGUCCAACAUUCGCGCCAAGAGACGCAAACUGAACGAGGGAGAGGAGGCGGAGGGGAAACGAGGAGAGGGGGAGAGCGAGGGAGGGAGCGACUCCGAGGAAUCGUGCAAAUUGGAGGUGAUUCCCGGCGAGGACGCCUGCAGUCACUGUGGCCUGCCCAACCACCCCGAACUGAUCCUGCUGUGUGACUCCUGUGACAGCGGGUACCACACCGCCUGUCUGCGGCCGCCGCUCAUGUUGAUUCCAGAUGGACAGUGGUUCUGUCCACCCUGCCAGCAUAAGCUGCUGUGUGAGAAACUGGAGGAGCAACUGCAGAACCUGGACAGUGCUCUGAAGAAAAGAGAUCGAGCAGAGAAGAGGAGGGAGCGGCUGGUGUACGUGGGAAUCAGUGUCGAGAACAUCAUCCCUGAGGGAGAAGAGGAGAAUUCUGCGAAGAAGAAAGAUCCCAAAAAGAGCAAAAAUCUGGGGAGGAGAUCAACCAGAACCAGGAAGCAUAUCAGCUACAGGUUUGAUGACUUUGACGAUGCCAUUGAUGAGGCCAUAGAGGAGGACAUCAGGGACCUCUGCGGAGGAGCGGGACGAGGCCAAGACAUCGCCGCCAUCCUGUCCGAGGAAGAAGGCAAGGGGAGCCAGCGGCCAAUCAGCAGCCAAGCCAAUUCUGCCAGGAGCAGGAAGAGGCGGCGACUGAACGACCUGGAGAGUGACAGCACGGCGGCAGAGAGUGAGGACGAGUUCAUGCUCAGCAACAGCUCAGAGGAUGAAGAUUUCGCUGCGUCAGGGCCGGACGAUGAUGACGUGGAAGACGAGGACGCGGGCAGCGUGGAGAGCGGGUCCCGCCCCAGACGGGCGGUGAGAGGGGCGCCCAAGCAGAAACCCAGCAAGACCCAACGCAGGGGCAGGAAGCGGCCGAAGCGGAGACGCUCCUCCGAGGAAGAGGAGGACACCGAUGAGGAAAUGGGCUCGGAUCAGUUCAGCGACAUGACCGACAGCGACGACGACAAGAAGAGGCGGGGUCUGAGGCGCGGCCAGCGCCAGCAGGUCAACUACCGCGAGACGACCGAGUCGUCGGACAACUCCCGAGCCUCCGCCAAAAAGGUCAAGGUUAAAGGCCGCGGCAGACCUCGCAAGGAGCAUUUCUCCAGUGACUACAGCGAUGCGUCGCCUUCUUCCCGAGACACGGAGGACGACUACGAAGAUGAGAAGGAAGAUGGGCAGAGGAGAAGAGUGAACAAGAGGAGGAGAGAGGAGGAAGACCUCCGGGGAAAGAGGGCAAGGCAAAAGCGGAGGAGACACGAUGAGGACGAGGACGAGGAGCGUGAGAGAGGGAGGCGACUGAAAAGGAAGCUCCAAGAGCGGGAGAAGACGGACAAAGACAAAGCGAGGCGGUUGAGGAGGACAGAGAGAAAGGAGGAGGAGGAGGACCCAGAGAAGCUGGGCCGGGGGAAGAGGAGAGAGAUGCUAUCGCUGCAGCGACGCAAGCGGCUCGCUCAGAUGCUGAAAAAGAGGCGGCCUUCGACGGACGAGUCGGACGAGUCGGACGAGUCUGAGACGUCGUCGUCGGAAGAGGAUCGUCCAAUCCGCAAAAGACUCAACCGCAUCGACUCUGAUGACGACGAAGACGAAGGCGAGGAGGAGGAGGAGGAGAAGGGAGGGGGGAGACAGAAGAAGGUGACGACGAUGAAGAAGUUCAGCGACGCUCAGGAAAAGGGGAGGGGCCGGAGCCUGUCUCCGUCAAACAGGCAUCGGACCUCCAGGGAACUGGCGACGCCUGAGGCCGGGAGUCCUGCUGUUCACAGGGACAGUGCGGGAUCAGAAGGGCAGGGCAGGCACAACGGCUCCUCACAUGAGGAGGAGGAGGAGGAGGAGGAGGAUGAGGAUGAAGAAAAGGAAAAGGAGAAGGAGGAGAAGGAGAAGGAGGAGGGGGGCCAGACAGACUCAUUAAACUCUGCCCAGAACAGUCCGCAGUCGUGAUGUUUGUGUGAAUAACAUUUGCUUCUUUGUCUUUUUUUUUUUCUUCUUCAUUUUUGUAACGGUCAAGCCUUUCACCCCACGAAACCACCUUUUUUAAAACUGAUUCCACCUCCGCCUCUUUCCCGUCUUGCUCCUCCUCCUCACUGUUGUGUCGUGUUGAGCUCUCCACGGUCACAUGACCGUACAACCACAAGACUCACGAGCUACGCAUUUACACUCAUCGUCACCUCUGGCAGAACGGAACCAGUCAGCCGGACCAAAAAAAAAAACCAAACAGAUAAAAGCAUCCUGGCGCCAGGACAUUCAGGUGUCAGUGGACGCACUCGCACGCAGCCGGUGCUGCUCGUGACCCUCUGAAGUUCUCGUCUCUGCCAGAGCCAAGCAGCAGCAGGACGGCGGAUUCAUCCCAUUUGGGUUUGCAUUGAAUUGGUCACAGGAGUCUGUAGCGUACUUUUACCUAAAAGCACUUCGUCAUUCUCAUAGCACUUAAUACCCCAUCGCCAAGGAGGGUGUGUGUGUCGAACCGAACACUUCGGUUCAUGUGACCUGAUGGUUAGAGACACCAGACUUGAUUGCCACAACAAAAAGCUUCCUCUAGUCGUAUCUACGCAUGCAGAUAGUUGUGUUUUUUUUGUCCAGGUUUUGAGAGAUCAGAGUUUUUGGCCACCACCUUAAUACCAAUGAGUUACAGUUAUUUGUUUGUGUGCUCACAGUGGUGUUUUCAUUGUUGUGUUGCUGUACUGAAAAGGUACCCAGUAGCCUUUGGGGGCCGAUCACACAAAGACGCGUCACUCACUUUUAUUUGUGUCCAAAAGCAACUCGGAGAAAACGCUGGAGCCGUACACAUAGAUAGUUUGUAAGAAGUGGACGUAGUCAUCGUGACGUAGUCAUCGUGACGUCACCCAUCGGUUUGUGGACUGCUGGUAUGAACCUUGAGUUUGCUGAUUUCGACUUCUAUACACUAGACUUCUUAUUGCAACUAGAGGAGUCGCCCCCUGCUGGUCAGUAGGGAGAAUGAAAGUCCAUGACCCUUCCGGAUCGGCUUCACACAGCAGAACCGGAGGUGUUUUUUGUGUGUGUAGCAGACUCGUUUCUAGAGACACAUCUCGGUGUGAUCCAUCCCUCAGGCCGGGGGACAUCGGUUACAUGUCAUACCCCCACCCACAUGUUUCCUGUCUCUACGCUGAUGAAAAGAGCGAAAGGGAUCAAGUCACUUCACUUUUAAAUGCACCUUUUUUUUCUAGUGCAGUGAGCACCACAAACUAAAUUAGGAUGUAAUCAUUCAAACUAUCUGCAUGGUUAGAUCCUCCAAGAGGUACAUAAGAAAAUGAUUGACACUGUUAGCUGAAUGCAGACUUCAUUUAGACUCCGUUUUUAGGUAAAAUCACGUAGUUUAAACUCAACAACAACAAAAAGACUUAACGACAUCGUCACAACAUGGAAUGAUCCUUAUUCACUUGACUUUACAGGGUUGGUUUUGGGUUAUUUGAAGUGGGCUUGUGUGAGGUGCUUCUCUGUAGUUGGUGUUUUACUGCAGUAGAUGGAGUUUAUAAAGUGCCAGCAUGGGAGCAAAACAAAAAAUGUUCACUGCCAACUUGCUGUCAUACGGCCCUUUGCAUUAUCUCUGCUCUUUGCAAGACUCCAUUGACAGAACACCCAAUCUGACCUCGCAGUAGAAAGAAGUCAACGGUCGGCCAUUACCUCGAUCGGUUAGUUUAUGUUAUUGUGCGACUUUGGUGAAUCCCAACUAAUCCUUAAAAAUGCCACGAAGUGACACACCACAAAGUGACCAGCAACUUCUUUCUUCUGCCAGAUAAAAGUACUUUUUUUUUGUCAAAGGAAUCUGGUUGCUGAGAAGAGGGCGACGUCACGGCUUCUGUCCCCCGUCUGAUGGCAAGACAGAAGGGUGAAAACAUUCUAAAUAUAGCAUGUACAAUUACAUUGUUAUUUCUAGUCCCGUCUACAGGAGACACCGACUCUGGAGAAGUACCUCACACAUCCCCACUUCACGACAUCCAGACGUUGCCUUUACGGAGCUGAACGAGGCCCAUGUUCUAGAUCCAAGGGACACCCUGGAUGUUCUCUCCCGACAGCCCACGUGUUUGGUUUCUAGACCGGUCGCCGCCCCGUGGCUCAAACCACGUUUUGCUGUACAUAGAUUGCCCGUGACCCGUUCCUUGUAAGAUAGUAGAUGUUAUGUUCUCUCUUAGGCCUCUUGUAAAAUAUAGUGUUCUAUUUUCUAUAUGAAGGAGAGGAGGAGAGAUGCUGCUGUGAGUGAUGUGUGGACCGAUGACGUUUUGACCGCUGGAUCGUUGGCGGCUUGCUCGUUUUGUGUCGAGGUUCCCGCAGGCCCAGCGUGGUUCACCAGGAAUGUGUCCCAGAACGUUGACGGAGAGCCGAGUACCGCUCCCCUUCAUCCCCCCGUGUCCUCACACGCUGGUCGCACAUCAAUAGAUGCAGAAAGUCAGACCAUGGGGGGGGGGGCUUCCUCCAGAGUCCAAUUCUCAUUUAGUUCCCUUUGUGUUUUAAUAACAAACAACCUGACGAGCCUCACGCAGCCUGAGUGCAUGAGAACACGGUUCACGACACAAAGCAGCUGAAGCCACCGAAAAUAUUUCAAGUGCAGUAUGUUCAUAUUUUAAUUCGAGUCACAAACGCAGUUUACGCUCAAACUGAAGGUGCAAGAAAAACAUUUGUUUUAAGAAAAAGAUUUUAGCGAAAUGCAGCCACCAGUCUCGAAAAGCUCCUUAAACCAGCAAGGAUUCUUUUAUCUUCACACGCACACAAAUCCAAUUUGACAAACAUCUACUUUUAUACUGUAAAGAGUUGGAGGAGUUCCCCUUUUUAAGAAGAGUUUCAUGGUUCCCCAUGUCGGAUCAUGUGAAAGUGUAUUUUGUAACAUGACGCCUCGUUGGUAAACAAAACAGCUUCUGUCACUCUGGAUUUUCUCUGGACUCAUAUAUAUGAUGAUGUUUCAAGGUCGACGUAAAUCUGGAGGUGUGCAUAAAGAGACAGUCAGGUGAAAAAGAGACAGCUUUUCGACUUUCCGUUCCAUUAAGUUUAUUUUUUAGAGAGUCGGGCACUUUAUUACCGUUGCCUGUGUGUAUCGUACCGAAUCUGUUAAAAGUCACCAACUCUUAGAGGUGUUGACCGUGAUCCUGUUCAGUAGAUCACGGUCUGAGACUUUAGUUGACAAAUGUAUCAUUUACGGUAACUUUGAAGAACAUACCAUAAUGAUUUUUAAAAAACUAAUCGAGUCUUUACCUCACAGUAUAUUAGUGGUUUAUAUUUAGCCUGGGAGACAUUGAGGUGGGGUUGGGGUGAUUCUUUCAGGUACUUUCCUAAAGUUGAGCUGGUUUUGUGGGAUUCCAUUGUGAAGAACAAAAACACCAAUUAGAUCAAAUGCUCUUCAGACAGGUUAUCUCUUUACAAAUUACAUUUGUGUCCAUGUUAAUUAGGCUGUGGUGGAAAUCCCCUUAAUGCAGCAUCUUUAUCGUCACAAUGAUUCAAUAUCGUUUAUGAGCUCCCCUCCGGAGGCAGAGCCAACAGUCUGUCACCCCACAUGUGUUUUCUCAUUAUGACCUGACAGCAUUUGGAUAUAAAUGAUAGUAAAAAAAAGAAAAAAGAAAAACCUCUUUGAAACAAGAUGAAUCCCCUCAGCUGUGUUGGCAGUAAAGUGAGAUCAGGCUAAUGUGUGUCGAUGCCACCAGCCCCCCCCCCCCCCCCCCCCAAUCAUUCCACUGAACCCGGUGUGCAUCUGCGGUUGGCACUGUGGCAGAAUCUGUUGGUUUUAAAAUGUUAAUCUGCAUUCAAUCCACUGGAGGUGAAUGUGGCUCCUUCCAUUUAUCUGUUGUGCCGUUACUGUAGUAUUGCUGUAACAUGAAUGUUUUCUAAGUUAUUAAAACCAACAUCCCAGGCAUCUCCUCAAAAACAUGUCUUUGCUUCAUUCCUAUUCUGUUAUGAGUUGAUAUAACAAUUACAGUUACAUUAAAUAUCUCUUAAUGUG